AUGAUUCUCUCCCUGGCUGCUGCAGCUGCUAUAAGUAGCGGCAGCAGUAACAGCUUCAACUCUUCCUUCCUCCUUGAUUCCUUCGACUCAUCCACCUCCUGGAGCGAGGAUCCUUCUAACUCCUCCUCUGAACCAGUUGUACGGACUUUGACUCCUGACCUCCAGCCGGCGACCACCGCUGUUGCUGUCCAGGAAGUCAGCCCCUGGGAUAUUGCUCUGUGUGUAACUGGGACACUCAUCUCAUGUGAGAACGCUCUGGUUAUUGCUGUGCUUUUCUACACACCGGCGCUCCGCGCUCCCAUGUUCAUCUUGAUUGGAUCGCUGGCGGUGGCAGAUCUUCUGGCCGGCCUGGGCCUCAUUUUGAACUUCAUCUUCACCUAUUUGAUAAACAACUCAAUGGAGUUUGUGACACUGUUGUCUGUUGGACUGCUCAUCUCAGCCUUCUCAGCCUCCGUCCUCAAUAUCCUCGCUAUCACCGUUGACCGGUACCUGUCGCUGUACAAUGCCCUGACCUACCACACUGAACGGACAGUUACCUUCACCUAUAUGAUGGUGAUCUUCAUCUGGGUGUUGUGCCUCACGCUCGGCUUGCUGCCGGUGCUCGGAUGGAACUGCCUGAAGGACGAGUCUAAGUGCAGCAUUUGCCGGCCUGUCACCAAAAACAAUGCAGUGGCGCUUGCUGUCACCUUCCUCCUAAUCUUUGCCCUGAUGAUGCAACUCUACCUUCAAAUCUGCAAAAUUGCAUUCCGCCAUGCACAGCAAAUUGCAGUGCAGCACCAGUUUCUGGCCAUCUCUACCACCAAGGGGGUCUCCACGCUGUCGGCCAUCCUGUGUGCCUUCGGGGUGUGCUGGCUGCCAUUCGCCAUGUACUCCAUCGUGGCCGACUCCACUUACCCUGUAAUUUACACCUACGCCACGGUCCUCCCGGCCACCUGCUGCUCUGUGAUCAACCCUGUCAUCUAUGCUUUCCGAAACCCAGAUAUCCAGAAGUCAUUGUGGAUGGCUUGUUGUGGCUGUGUUCCAUCUAGCCUCUUCCUAAGACCAAGGACCUCCAGUGAUGUGUAG
Nematolebias whitei (Rio pearlfish) is the source of this 1065-nucleotide messenger RNA. It is a transcript of the gene gpr185b, whose product is annotated as G protein-coupled receptor 185 b. The coding region runs from base 1 to 1065 and encodes 354 amino acids. Lineage: Eukaryota; Metazoa; Chordata; Actinopteri; Cyprinodontiformes; Rivulidae. Gene Ontology annotation, molecular function: G protein-coupled receptor activity. The transcript has a single exon. Gene Ontology annotation, biological process: G protein-coupled receptor signaling pathway. The record is from RefSeq and is a predicted model, not a curated record. Gene Ontology annotation, cellular component: membrane.